This is a messenger RNA of Heterostelium album PN500, 2361 nucleotides long. RefSeq names its product serine/threonine-protein kinase (gene iksA). The transcript has 7 exons. Gene Ontology annotation, molecular function: protein kinase activity; ATP binding. Gene Ontology annotation, biological process: protein phosphorylation. Lineage: Eukaryota; Evosea; Eumycetozoa; Acytosteliales; Acytosteliaceae. The record is from RefSeq and is a predicted model, not a curated record. Bases 1 to 2361 code for a protein of 786 amino acids.
AUGAGUAAUAAUCAACAGUUAACUAUCUAUCAUGAUAAUCUACAAGUAAUAUUACAUGAUGAAGAUCUAAACAAGAUCGUAUUGUGGGAUUCUCAUAAUAGAAGUAUUGUUGUGAGAGACCUACCGAAAUCAUCACCUACCGACAGUCCAAGGCAACAACAUCAGCAGCUGCUUUCACUAACAAGCAAUAACAAUAACAAUAUUAACAACAAUAACAGUAUAGCGAGUACAAGUAAUAGCAAUAUUAGUACAUCGGUGACACAACAUGUUGGUGCAUGUCCAUACUGUCAUAGACCAUUCGACCACAACAAUUCCAUUGGUAAUCAUUCUGCACUGCCAUCUGCAGGUGUUGGAAGUGGCGGUGGUGGUGGUGGCGGCGGUGUGACAAUGGGUGGCGUUGGUAGUGUUGGUGUCGGUGGAAUCGGUAGUACAACGGGUGACAGCUACAUGUCAAGAGAUUACUUCUUGUUGCUCGAGUCAUCGUCGUCGGAUAUACCGUCGUCCAUUCCAUCCAAGAGCAACGAUCCGUUCUCCGCAGAGUUUCUCAACUCUGGCUACUACAGGAAAUUCUUUAAGGAAACGAAAAAGAUUGGUGCCGGUGGUUUUGGUGCUGUCUACCACUGUCGACAUCUCAUCAAUACAGUGGAUCUCGGUGAGUUUGCCGUCAAGAAGGUGCCGGUCGGUGAGAAUCUACCGUGGUUAUACCGGGUGCUGCAAGAGGUCAAAGCAUUGGAGACUCUACAGAAGCACAAAAACAUCAUCAACUACAAGCACUCAUGGUUGGAAUACGAUCAACCUGCUAACUUUGGACCAAAAGUACCAUGUCUAUUCAUUCUAAUGGAGUAUGCCAACAGUGGUAAUCUUCAAGAUUACAUGUCAGAGAAGCAGAUCAUACCAGAGAAUGAAAUAUGGAGUUUCUUCAUUGAUCUUUGUCAUGGUAUUGGAUAUCUACAUCAUUCAGAGAUUAUACAUCGCGAUUUGAAACCACAGAACAUUUUGCUACAUCAAUAUUAUGAUCCUGUUUGUGAUAAUCUAGUUACACAUUUAAUGAUUAGUGAUUUCGGAACGUGUGAUACUGUGUCUGGUUUCAAGGAAAGAUUAAAGAGAACAGGUAAUACUGGUACAGUAGAGUAUGUUGCACCUGAAUUGUUUGAAAAGAGUGCAACCGGUGAAUUCUUAUCGACUGGCACUGACAAGUGUGAUAUCUGGUCACUUGGUAUAUUGCUUUAUGAAAUGGCUUAUGGUAAGCUACCCUAUAAACACAGUGGUAAUCCAUUCAUCGACGACGAUCCAGAGAGAGAUGUUGAUCUAUUAGUGAAUGAAAUCGGUUCAUUCUGUGACUCGAAAUUUCAUAUACCUUCAAAUCCACCUAGAUCUAAAGAACUUAAAGAAACAAUAUUAGCAUUGUUAAGAAGAAAUCCACAUGAUAGACCAUCUAUCAAUCAGAUACUAUUGACACCUUUUGUACAAAUGAAAACUAAACAUAUGUCUAUAAAUCCAAUUAAUAUUAUAAAAGAAUCACCAUCUAUUAGAAAAGCUACUAUUAGAAAGAGAAAUCUAAAGAAAUCUAAAGAGAUUCUGGUUGAACAACUCGACUCCUAUGACACCGACGAAGAUCUUUUAAACAAUACAACUACGACCAUAUCGACUACAACUUCACAUUUGUCAACGAGUAUAGUUCCACCGUUUCGUCAUCAUCAUCAUCAUCAUCAUCCAUUACAAACCAAUACGAUUGAGGAUAUAUCGACACCGACUUCUUCACCGACACUACCAAACAAAUCGACUUCAUCAUCAUCAACAACAACAACCACAUCGACAACAAUGAAUGAAUCAUCGUCUUCAUCAAACACAUCACUGGUUCUAAUGAAAAAGAAUGUUACUACGCUUAUUAAUGACACCGCACAGCAGACUGCACUUUCUCUCUCCAAUGCCAUUGCAAAUCAUUCACCUCGACAACUCCAACUUCCAUCGUCGCCACCACCAAACAAUCACUCACACAAGCCAGCGCUCUCUGACAAGAUGUCACUUCACUACAUGACUCAUCUCUUGAUACUACUGUUCCAAGUAUGGAUUUGUAUAGAUCAAUGUUUACCAAUUGGAAUACCAAAAGAAAGUCUUUUCUAUCCUAUGAUAUUACUAUCAUCAAUCGUUUUGAUUAUCCCUAAAAAACGUAAAAUAGAAUUAGGAAUACUAUAUACAUUUAGAUUCCUAUUGUUUGUAAUUGCAAGUUGUUUUUUGGACAGAGGUUGUCAAGUGAUAAACAAAAAUAAUGAAAACACCAACACCGAAUCAUCAUCAACAACAAACAUAAUAUAUUCAGUUAUAAUCUAUGCUGUUAGUUUAAUAUCAAUAUUUAAUUAA